AUGCAUCGCAUGAGAAAUAUGAAAGUCAGCUGUCAGAGAGAGCUUUCCACCAGCUGUUUUCAUGUGUUUCUAAACCCAUACAUGUUUCAUUUAACUUUUUCCCUUUCUUGUCUGUCUCUAUUGCUAGGCACUUGUGAUUCACCUCCAAGGUUGAGUUUUGCUGAGCUGCCUGGGGCAGUGAACAAUUCCUAUCCUGUUGGGACCAAACUGAAAUACUCCUGUCGCCCAGGAUACAUGUUGGGCUGUGGAAAGUCUCCUUUUGUUACAUGUCUUGAAAAUUCAACAUGGUCAGUAGACCCUGAGUUUUGUGUAGUCAUAAUUACCCAGGACAAACCCACAACUGUCCCCCCCGAAGGAGCAGAAGUAGCUGGUACUUCCUCAGUGAUGUGCGUGAGCCCAGAAGUGGAGAAUGGAAGAACAAAUGGGGUACAGCCUGCCUACAGACCCAGAGACAUCAUUGUGUUUGAAUGUGACCCUGGUUACACCUUGAGUGGCAGCCCAGAGACUCAGUGCCAAGAUGAUGGUAGAUGGGAUCCUCCUGUCCCUGUCUGUGAAAGAAAGGUUCUCUGCAUUGCCCCAGAAAUCCAGAAUGGAAGAAAAGUAGCUGGACGUGGACCUGUCUAUAGACCCAGGGACACAGUUAGGUUUGAAUGUGAUCCUGGCUACACCCUGAAUGGCAGCCGUCAGAUUCAAUGCCAAGAUGAAGGAACUUGGGAUCCUCCUGUUCCAGCCUGCACAGAGGAGGUUCUCUGCAUCGCCCCAGAAAUUCAACAUGGAAGAAAAGUAGCUGGACGUGGUCCUGUCUACAGAACCAGGGAUAUGGUUAGGUUUGAAUGUGAUCCUGGCUACACCCUGAAUGGCAGCCGUCAGAUUCAGUGCCAAGAUGAUAGAAUCUGGGAUCCUCCUGUUCCAGUCUGCAUACAGGGUAAGUGUGAAUCUAGGCUGACUGCUGGUGACGUGCAUAACCCAGAAGUGGAGAAUGGCAGAACAAAUGGGGUACUACAGCCUGCCUACAGACCCAGAGACAUCGUUGUGUUUGAAUGCAACCCGGGUUACAUCUUGAGCGGCAGCCCCGAGACUCAGUGCCAAAAUGAUGGUAGAUGGGAUCCUCCUGUCCCAGUCCGUGAAAGAAUGUUGCAGUGUCCCUCUCCUCCAGCCAUUGCCAACGGGAAGCCCAGCGGCUGGGACUUGGCAGUGUUCACCAGUGGAAUGUCCGUAAAUUACAGCUGUGAGCCCGGCUACUCCCUAACUGGGCAGGCAUCUAUUUAUUGUACGGCAUCCGGAAUGUGGAGCCCUCCCCCUCCUCGGUGUGAAGAGGUUCUCUGCAUCGCCCUAGAAAUCCAGCAUGGAAGAAAAGUAGCUGGACGUGGACCUGUCUAUAGACCCAGGGACAUAGUUAGGUUUGAAUGUGAUCCUGGCUACACCCUGAAUGGCAGCCAUCAGAUUCAGUGCCAAGAUGACAGAACCUGGGAUCCUCCUGUUCCAGUCUGCAUACAGGCGUUGCCAUGUCCCCCACCUCCGGUCAUUGUCAAAGGGAAGCACAAUGCCAAGCCACUGGCAACUUUCAACAGUGGAACAUAUGUGAACUACAGCUGUGAACCCGGCUACGCCCUCCGUGGAGAGACUUCGAUCUAUUGUACCACAUCUGGAAAUUGGAGCCACCCUUCUCCUCUAUGUGAAGAUGGCUCUGGUGUCCCAACGAGGUUUACCUUUGCUGAGCUGAAGAGCGAGUAUAAAAAUCAGUCUUACUUUCCUGUUGGGAAGACUAUAAACUAUACUUGCCGGCCUGGAUACAGCAGACAGCCGCAGAUACCACCCACUAUUACAUGCCUUCAGAAUCAAAGGUGGUCAGAAGCACUCAAGUUCUCCACGUGUGUAAGCCCAGAACUGGAGAAUGGAAGAACAAAUGGGAUACAGCCUGCCUACAGACCCAGAGACAUCAUUGUGUUUGAAUGCGACCCUGGUUACACCUUGAGCAGCAGCCCAGAGACUCAGUGCCAAGAUGAUGGUAGAUGGGAUCCUCCUGUCCCUCUCUGUGAAAGAAUGCUGCAGUGUCCCUCUCCUCCAGCCAUCACCAAUGGGAAGCCCAGCGUCCAGGCCUCGGCAGUGUUCACCGCUGGAAUGUCUGUGAAUUACAGCUGUGAGCCCGGCUAUUCCCUUACUGGGCAGGCAUCUAUUUAUUGUACGGCAUCCGGAACGUGGAGCCCUCCCCCCCCUCGGUGUGAAGAGGUUCUCUGCAUCGCCCUAGAAAUCCAACAUGGAAGAAAAGUAGCUGGACGUGGUCCUGUCUAUAGACCCAGGGACACAGUUAGGUUUGAAUGUGAUCCUGGCUACACCCUGAAUGGCAGCCAUCAGAUUCAGUGCCAAGAUGAUAGAACCUGGGAUCCUCCUGUUCCGGUCUGCAUACAGGAGAUCAGAUGUGCAUUCCCAGAAGUUCAAGGUGGCAAGAAGGCAGUAGCGGGAACUACAUAUCGAUUUGGAACUAAUGUUACUGUGGAAUGUGACAACGGUUAUGUGCUAGAAGGCAGCAGUCUGAUACAGUGCCAACAUGACUUUACCUGGAAUCCUCCUGUGCCAGUCUGUAAAUCCCGUUCCUAUAACUUCAUCUCAGGAGUCCUCGGGAUCGUAGGUGGCGUGCUGCUGCUUCUCCUGGUUACCAUCAUUAUCUGGAGGAUUAUGUCUACGCAGAAUGCAGGGUGA
Malaclemys terrapin pileata is the source of this 2700-nucleotide messenger RNA. Its product is annotated as C4b-binding protein alpha chain-like. The record is from RefSeq and is a predicted model, not a curated record. The transcript is spliced from 17 exons. The coding region runs from base 1 to 2700 and encodes 899 amino acids. Lineage: Eukaryota; Metazoa; Chordata; Testudines; Emydidae.